Messenger RNA from Urocitellus parryii (Arctic ground squirrel), 1424 nucleotides. RefSeq names its product coiled-coil domain containing 32 (gene Ccdc32). NCBI's taxonomy places the organism in Eukaryota, Metazoa, Chordata, Mammalia, Rodentia, Sciuridae. The record is from RefSeq and is a predicted model, not a curated record. Gene Ontology annotation, biological process: cilium organization.
CCGCCCCUCCCUGUUUCUUCCUGCUUACCAGCGACAGACCUGAGCCGAGCGAUCCCAGGUUGCUGGGUAGGUGAUUGCGGCAGCUUAAAUCCCAAAUGAAAAUGUUUGAGAGUGUUGAUUCUACAGCUACAAGAUCUGGCAGAGAUCUCUGGGCCGAAAUCUGUUCUUGUCUGCCAAAUCCUGACGAAGAUGUUGCCAACAAUGCCUUCUCGGACUCCUUUGUGAAUUCUUACCCUACAGGUGAAGGCCAGAGGGAGGCAGAAAACUUUGCAGUCCAGCCAGCUAUAAAGCCCUGGGCUCCCUUGCAGGAUUCAGAAGUAUAUUUAGCAUCUCUAGAGAAGAAACUUCGAAGAAUCAAAGGUUUAAAUGAGGAAGUCACUUCCAAGGACAUGCUUCGAACCCUGGCCCAAGCCAAGAAGGAAUGCUGGGAUCGGUUCCUCCAGGAGAAGUUAGCAUCUGAGUUCUUUGUAGAUGGACUUGAUUCCGAUGAGAGCACCUUGGAACAUUUCAAGAGGUGGCUCCAGCCAGAUAAAGUAGCCAUCAGCACAGAGGAGGUCCAGUAUCUGAUCCCUCCAGAGUCGCAGGUUGAGAAGCCAGAGGCGGCUGGGGACAAGCCAGCGACAGCAGAACAAUAAAUUACAUACACACAAGCUGAGCAGCUGUCUCAGGUCCAGAGGGAACAGCAGAGAGCUCAGUGGCAAUGGCAGUAAGGAGAAAUCCAGGGAGGGUAAAAGCCCAAACCUCCACUCCACAAAGCAAACAGCUGCAGGCCCCUGAGGACUUGCUUGGGGCUGGCAUGUGUGACUGUCUUGGAUGAAGUGACUGACCCAGUGAGUGCUGGAUCAGAAUACUGCUUUCCUCUGUGUCUCAGCUUGACUGAGCUCUGUUGCUGGUUAAAAUUCUGAUGAGGAUCUAGUGAAGGACUGGGUGUAAAAGUACUUGGAGACACUGAUGCCCUUGUGUAUUAUGUUAAGUGAGCCACAUUUUUUCUUGCCUCUUCUAUAUCCCAAGUAUUCCCUUGGUGAAUUGUCAGGGGUGAGUGGGGCUAAUGAGAGUGAAGUCAGCUGCCUUGAAUCCAAGCCCAUGUGGAGCUUCCAUAACAAAUAUGUAGGAAAUAGAGGGACUCUGAAAAAAGAGGCUGGGCUUUUCCUUUGUCUGAUUUUUGCCUUGUGGAGAAAAUGGGUGAAAGAAGUGUGAAAAUGUGGGUGUUUAUAUCUGUGUAUAUACAUAUUUUUAUUUCAUGCAUGGUUUCUUCCCCAACUUCUUCCUGUGCCAGUUUCCAAAUUAGAUUUGUAAAUAUGGUUUAGUGCUUGACACUACUCCUGAAUAGUUCCAAACUUUUUCCUUGUCACAGUUUUCCUGGCUGAGCCUGCACUUUCUUCCUUGUUUAUCAUACUCUUAUUCAUAUAAACAUACAAAAUAUC